Bactrocera oleae (olive fruit fly) is the source of this 3085-nucleotide messenger RNA. RefSeq names its product Tektin A (gene Tektin-A). The record is from RefSeq and is a predicted model, not a curated record. Lineage: Eukaryota; Metazoa; Arthropoda; Insecta; Diptera; Tephritidae. Gene Ontology annotation, cellular component: nucleus; microtubule cytoskeleton. Gene Ontology annotation, biological process: cilium movement involved in cell motility; cilium assembly.
GUGAUUGCUACAAAUAUCUUAUGGACUCAACAGUUUGCACAUGUAAAACUAUUUGAUUGGGUGCUACUUACUGAUGAACUCAACUGUGCAAAAAUUGAGAAAACGUUUAUUUUCCUCACAAAAAAUAAUAUUUUGAAUGCAGACACUACUUCACAUAAGCUGCUCGAACAAUUCACUUAUUUUUCUCAGUAUCUAGGUGUCUAACGAAUUGAUGAAUGGAGCAAAUAGCAGACAUCCGUUGACAAACGUUGGGUUCAAAUUGUUGAAACAAAACAUACCAUUUGUUGAGCUUUCAGAGACCGAUGCUCUGACACUACCAGGAACUUCGGCACUAGUGGAACGCAUAUUUUCCACCAUUAACAGAAUAUUUACAUGCGAAAAAACUCGCCUACAAGUCAGCACCGUGAAGUCGGUUUUAUUUGUGAAGAAUAAUUUAAAAUUUUCUUGUUGGAAUUUUUUACUCACUUAAAAUCAUACCCCGAGCUUCUUCGAUAAAUCAGUCAAUAAGAGAAAUACGUCAGACCGAAGACGUCUUCAACAAUUCCGGAAACACCCUCCACUUCAUCAACUGAUAUACAAACGAUCAAACCAGACAGCGAUUGAAAAUUUUAAUCAUUUUUAAUAUUUCUUUCCUUCUCUUUUAUCAUUUCCAUCAUUUUUCAAUAAAAUUGUGUUGCUCUAUUAUAUGUUGCGAUUUUCAGUGAAUUAUAAUAUGGAAAAAAUCGAUGACAAAAAAACCGUCCCGGAUUUUGCCGGAAAAAAUGUGGUCACCUAAGUCUAACUGUUAUAAUUACGUCAUGUUAUAUUUGUAUUUUGAUAUUUAUCCUUAUCAAUAUUAAUUACUUCAUAUUCAAGACUGAUUCAAUGAUUUUUAUAACUUUUUGAAUUAUUCGAUUCGGACAGUCCAUUCAAAAGAUAUCACGAUUUUGAAAAUAUAAUAUAUGUAAGUAUUAGAGAAAAAUCGCGUGGUCGCCGCUCACCCAGCAUACCCAACAGAAUUUGAACUAAGGGAAGAAAAAUUAAAACAAUAUAUUUUUCCAAUUUACUCUGAAAAAAUAUUGAAAUGUGUAAGAGUGGUGUAAACACUUCAAAGUAAAUUAUUAAGACAGUUUCCAAUUCGAUAUUUUUCAUAUUAAACUUUUUCUCCCUCAAUAUCAGGGAAUUUUCCUGGCGGAUUAACUUGCUUGGCUUUUGCUAGUUUUGUCCUAUGAAAGUGCUCACACCACCUUUUCUUUGGCUAAAUGAUCCCCAUUCGCUCGUUAUUUAGAUUGAUUACUUGCUUAGAGAUACUACUGGAAAAUUUCGUCAUGCGCAUGUGCUCGAUGAAAAUGCUUAGUUACCAAAUUAAAAUAUAUUUAGAAUGUCAAAAUAAUACUUUCUAAAGAAAAAAUUUAUGUGUGAAAUUAUAAAUUGAUUAGUUUUAUUUGUGUAUACGAGACAUAUUUUUUUUAUAAUUCCAAAUGGAAGCUGACUCUUGCAAUACUCAAUUUGUUGAGCAGGUGGAUAAUAAGCUAACCUCAAAUGAUGAGUGUAAACGAAUGGAUACAGCUAUGCAGCUGCCAGAAAAUAAUGAAUUGAACAUAGCCGUAGACGAAUUCGAGAAUCCCCCAUGCUAUCUUCCACAAUCGGGUGAUGAGCUUCCUUCUAAAGAUCUGCUCAAACCGAUGGGUCCCGUAGGCCCAUGGGCUACAGGAAAAGUGGAUUGGAGUCCUAUGGCUGGUUUAACAGGCACACGCCCGGUUGUAGACCGCUAUUCAAUAACACGAUUCAGCUCCAAUGAAUGGCGCGAAAAAAAUAAGGAGACUUUACAAAAAACCAAUGAUAUUUUUGAUAAAGCUAUUAAAAACCAGUACAACUCGAAAACUGCAUUUAUGCGUAUUAGUGCGAUGGUCGAGAAGACACAGGCGGAAACAACAAAAAAUUUAAAACAACGCUCCCAACUUGUAGGCAAGUGGAAGACUACGCUGGAAACGGCUAUAAAAAGUAUGGCAGAUGAAAUCAGUACCUUGGAAGAGGAACGAAUCCGAUUAAAAAAAUCCUUGGUUAUUUUGGGUGUUCCUGAAUCGAUAGCUAAAGAGUGUAUAGAGAAGCGUGCAGGGCGACCCGAUACCGAAUUGGUUCGAGACACGCCUGAGGAAGAGCUUAUUAAUGAAUUGGCGCUGAUUGCAGAGAUACGACAGCAGCUUAAAAAAACAUUGGAAGAUUUUGAACAACAACAGGUAGAAAAUCGUACAGCAAGACAACGCCUUGAAUAUGAUUGGAGUGACAAAAAAGAGGCUUAUGAAAUUGAUACAAUUAAUGUGGGACUUAAUAACUUUUCGAAAACAAUAAUGUUUCGGCCUGGGGCAAUACGCCAGCCACCUGAGCAAGCAUCCGAACAAUACUGGGAGCAUUUCAGCAAAGAAACAUUGGAGGAAUGUGAGAAAUGUCGACAAAAAUCUAUUAAACUACGACAAACACUCAAUUAUAUCUUGAUGAAUGCUGCUCGUGAUAUACGCAAUCAGGCAGAUGUGGUAGAACGUGCGUUUAUUGCCCGCAUAAAUUGCACUCAAGAAAAUCUACAACGAUUUGAAAAUGAGCUGCGCGAUUGCCUCCAAAAGCUAGCCGAUACUGAGACACGUAUUGUUCAAUUACAUCGUGCAGUUCGUAGCUUUGAUGCAGCUAUGAAAGUGGCUCAAACUCGCGUGGAUAAUCGUAGCUUCAGGCCUAAUGUUGAGAAUUGUCGUGAUUUUGCUCAGCAAGAUCUCAUCGACGAAGUGUCAACAAUACAAAGCGGAGUCACAGCCAUGUUAUCUGAGUUGGAUGCAGCAGAAAAUAUCAAAACUGGUCUCAUGCAAACACGUAGCACUCUGGAACGGGAAAUCAUGUUGAAACGACGGACAUUGUGGUUGGAUCGAGACCGCUGCAUGUUGCUUCGCUCCCACUAUCCAUCAGCAAGUGCAUUAAGUGGGUUCGCUAAUAUGUAAAUUAGGAACAAUAAAAAUGACAUUGAAUGUGUAGUUAUAUUUUUACAACUAUCAGAUGUAAUACGAAAAAGACAUAUUUGAUUACCACAAAGGGUUGAAUUUUCUUAUCAUUAUAAAUA